Papilio machaon (common yellow swallowtail) is the source of this 1505-nucleotide messenger RNA. Its product is annotated as sterol carrier protein 2. Bases 142 to 1413 code for a protein of 423 amino acids. Gene Ontology annotation, molecular function: acyltransferase activity, transferring groups other than amino-acyl groups. NCBI's taxonomy places the organism in Eukaryota, Metazoa, Arthropoda, Insecta, Lepidoptera, Papilionidae. The transcript has 2 exons. The record is from RefSeq and is a predicted model, not a curated record.
GUGUAACUUGUUAUCUCAACACAUUCAAUGGUAAUCGUUUAUAAACAAUACUUGUAUUAUCGCAUUAUAUCAGUUUAAUUUAUUUGAUAGACUCAAAAUUCCACAAUAAUAUUUAGAUAUAUAAAUAUUAGUAAUAAAACGAUGUGCUCUAAAGUGUACGCGGUCGGUGUCGGUAUGACUGAGUUUGUGAAGCCCAACUCAUCGCGAGAUUACCCGGAGUUCGGCAAGGAGGCUGUGGAGAAGGCGCUAACGGACGCGGGGGUUACCUAUGACGUCAUCGAACAGGCCGUCUGCGGGUACGUGUACGGGAACUCUGCGUGCGGGCAACGCGUGCUGUAUCAGGUGGGCAUGACAGGAGUGCCGGUACAUAAUAUCAACAACCACGGUGCCACAGGCGGCACCGCGCUGCACUUCGCGCACCGCCUGGUCCAAGCCGGCGCACACGUCGUGCUGGCUCUCGGCUUCGAGAAGAUGACCGCCGGCGCCUUACCCGCCACCGCAUACCCCGACCGUACCUAUCCCGCCGAUAUACACAUCAAGAAAAUGCUCGAAAUUGUUAAAUUAGAAAAAGCACCAAUCGCCGCUCAAUGUUUCGGUAACGCGGCUAAAGAACAUAUGGAAAAAUACGGCACCACGGAGGCGCAGUUCGCUAAAAUUGCCGUCAAGAAUCAUAGAAACGGCUCCGCGAAUCCUUAUGCACUCAACAGAAAUGUGUAUACGCUAGAAGAAAUAUUGAAUUCUAAGAGAGUAUUCGGUCCGUUGACUAAGCUGCAGUGUUGUGCGAACUGCGACGGGGCGGCGGCUGUUGUGCUGAUGUCGGAGCAGGCAGUGGCUCGACACAAUUUAGCUUCAAAAGCAGUCGAGAUCGUCGGAAUCGCGCUGGCCACCGACACAAACGCCGUUUUCACGGACACGACUCGGCUGAGGAUAGCGGGAUACGAUAUGACAGCGCUAGCCGCAGAUCAGGUAUACAAGACGACCGGGAUUUCUCCCCGUGAGGUGGAUGUGGUUGAACUCCACGAUUGCUUUUCAAGCAAUGAACUGAUUACUUACGAAGCUUUACGGCUGUGCGAGGAGGGGAAAGGCGGGGCGUUCGUGGACGCAGGUCUCAACACUUACGGCGGACAGGUGGUGGUGAACCCGAGCGGUGGACUGCUCGCAAAGGGCAACCCUAUCGGCGCCACCGGGCUUGCACAGUGCGCCGAGCUCGUGUGGCAGCUGCGGGGAGAGGCGGGAGCGAGACAGGUACAAAACGCGCGUAUUGGGCUUCAACACAACCUGGGGCUAGGCGGAGCGGUUGUAGUCGCCAUCUAUCGCAAAGGCUUUGACAACAAGAAUCAACGCGACUUCUCUUCCAGUCAUCAAGAAGGCAAAAUGGCCGCGAAGGAUGGAAAAAUUCGCGCCAAAAUUUAAAUUUUAUUACAACGCCAUCUUUUGUUCAGUAGUCACCGCAAACGACUUUGUUUUUCCAUUGUUGCGUUUUAUAAAACAGAAAAAGUAAUAAA